ACAGCUUUGCAGAGCUGUGCCAUUUGAAUUCAAGCACGCACACACACACACACGCACUGUGCUCUCCAUUUCUGGCUUGCCUCCCAGCACAGAGAGUUGAGCUAGAGCUCGGGUUCACUUUUUUCUUCUCACUCUCCUCCCGGCAGCGACAGCUUCUCCAGGCUCUGCUAGUCGGGACUCCCAAGCAAGCAUGGCGGACACCCCUUUGCAAAUCAUUGAGCAGCCCGCUCCUUCCGAGACCUCCGAGGAGCAGGUGGCCGAGGAGCCGAUUAAAUCAGAUCAGAUCAAUGGCGUGAUGGUGCUCACCCUUCUGGACAAGAUCAUCGGGGCGGUGGAUCAGAUCCAGCUGACCCAGACGCAGCUGGAGGAGAGGCAACAAGAGAUGGAUAGCGCAGUGGCCAGCAUCCAGGGGGAACUUAACAAGCUCACCAAAGCACACACCACCACCAGCAACACCGUGAACAAGAUGCUCGAGAAAGUACGCAAGGUGAGCGUCAACGUGAAAACCGUCCGGCAGAACCUGGAGAAGCAAGCCGGGCAGAUCAAGAAGCUGGAGGUCAACGAGGCGGAGCUGUUGAAGCGAAGGAACUUCAAAGUCAUGAUCUACCAGGAUGAAGUGAAGCUCCCGGCCAAGCUGAGCAUCAGCAAGUCUUUGAAGGAGACAGAGAAGGAAGAGGAGGGUGCGGAGGUGCCCGCGGAUGAGGACCAUGUGGACGAGGACCGCAUCCAGCUCUCCUCAGAUGAGGAGGUGGAGGUUGAAGAGAUCAUCGAGGAGUCCCGGGCAGAGCGGAUCAAGAGAAGUGGCAUGAAGAGGGUGGACGACUUCAAGAAGGCUUUCUCCAAGGAGAAGAUGGAGAAGACCAAGCUAAAGACCAAGGAGAAUUUGGAGAAGACCAAACACAACUUGGAGAAGACCCGGCACAACCUGGAAAAGAGGAUGAACAAGCUGGGCACCAAGAUCGUAACCACUGAGAGGAGGGAGAAGAUGAAAACCUCUCGGGACAAGCUGAAGAAAUCCUUCACUCCCGACCACCCUGUCUACGCCAGGUCCAAGACGGCAGUCUACAAGGUGCCACCCUUCACCUUCUAUGUCAAGAAGAUCAGAGAGGGCGAGGUGGAGGUGAAAGCCACAGAGAUGGUGGAGGUGGGAGGAGAAGAGGCCGAGAACACGGAGCUGCUGAGAGAGGAGAGCCCUGAGAUGCACACGCUGCUGGAGAUCACGGAGGAGUCGGACGCAGUGCUGGUGGACAAGAGCGACAGUGAGUAGGACGGGCGGUGGCACAGGAUGGACGGCUAAACAUGUAACCUUUCACACUGCAAGAUCUCUCUUUGCCCCACGCGUCCCGGGAAACGUGUACCCAAUGUAUCAUUAUUCCUCUGGACGUCCAAGCCGAUCCCCCGCCGUCCUGGACGAGGUGUCGUUUAUAUUUUAGUUUUAGCACACAGAGGAGUUAGGAACAUAGGCCGGUUUUUCUUACACUCGUUGUGGAGACCAUUCCUGCUAGUGGACCUGUGAGAGCUUGCUAGCUGCCAGGGACCCGGCUGGGAGCGUGCUAAAACUAAGAUAACAGCUGUACACCUGGGAAGAUCCCUCUUUGCAGCUCUCUGAGACCUGAUGUCUAGAAUGCUUUCUGCUUGGCACACUGCCCAGCGCUGGGGAUCCCCCCGUCCAUUUGUCAGCCAGAGCCACCAUCCCCACAGGCAGACGGGGAAUGCAGGAGCCCAGCUGGCUAGUAGCAGCAGAGAGACAUUUCCCACCCCUGCCCGAACGCCAGCUCCUGGGGCCAUGUGGUCUGGAAGAUCUCCAGUGGAAGGUGGAUCUCUGACAUGUCUUAGCAUGUGGCGAGGGAAGGGUUAAGCCGAUCCCAUUGGUGGGCAGAGCACGUGUGAGGGUGGGCAAUGCCACAUCAGGCUGGGAGGGGCCCCCUGAGACUUCUUGACCCCAGAGGGCUCAAAGAGCUAACGGUCCAGUUCUGGAGAAGCCAGCAUUGAGCACCACAUUGCCUGGGUGGCAGCGAGAUCCCCUGGCAAUGCGGGUAUCCUCCACACACACAGGACCCCGCCACUGCUGCCAGUUACACCGGGGCCACUCCAGGCCUUACUGGCACUGCCCCAGAGUAAUGGAGAGCUCAGCAUGUGCCGCACGCUCCUGUGUGUGUCUGCAGUGCCCGUGACAGCGCGGUGACCGUCUGCCUGCUGGGCCCAGAACCGCUUUGCUCCAGCGGGCUCACGGUCACCUGCAGGGAGCUGCGUGGAGUCGGGUGUCCCACCCAGUCACCGGAGAGCGAGCCCUGUACCAUGUGGCAUCAGCAGGCCGGGAGGUGCACACUCACUGGCCGGGGGAAGGUGCUGGUAGGGGGCACUGGAGAGCCCAGGGUGCGGCUGUGAGGUGCACGCUCACUAGCCAGGGGAGGGUGCAGGUGGGGGGUGCUGGAGGGCCCAGGGUGCAGCUGUGAGGUGCACACUCACUGGCCGGAGGAAAGUGCAGGUGGGGGGCACUGGAGGGCCCAGGGUGCGUCUGGGAGGUGCAUACUCACUGGGCGGGGGAAGGUGCAGGUGGGGCGUGCUGGAGGGCCCAGCGGGCCGGGAGGUGCACACUCACUGGCCGGGGGAAGGUGCAGGUGGGGGGUGCUGGAGGGCCCAGGGUGCGGCUGGGAGGUGCACACUCACUGGGCGGGGGAAGGUGCAGGUGGGGCGUGCUGGAGGGCCCCGGGUGUGGCUGUGAGGUGCAUACUCACUGGCCGGGGGAAGGUGCUGGUAGGGGGCACUGGAGGGCCCAGGGUGCGGCUGUGAGGUGCACGCUCACUAGCCAGGGGAGGGUGCAGGUGGGGGGCACUGGAGGGCCCAGCGGGCCAGGAGGUGCACGCUCACUGGCCGGGGGAGGGUGCAGGUGGGGGGUGCUGGAGGGCCCAGGGGUGCAGCUAGGAGGUGCAUGCUCACUGGCCGGGGGACGGCCCAGGGUGCUGGAAGGCCCAGGGUGUGGCUGUGAGUCAUUUCCAGGAGGUCUGGAGGAUGUGCUGAUGCCACAGCAAGGGGACAGAGCAAGGGGGCUCUUGGCCAACCAGAGAGCAGUCUUGACACGGGUCUGUGGGCCCGAUCCUGAGCAGCGGCGUCUCUGCAGGGGGUCCCGGCACGGCUCAGGCUCAGGGCCUGCGUCUCCCCCCAGUCUCCCCGCUUGCUGCGCAGUUCUAUGGGGCACUGCUGCUGGAGCGCCUGCUUUCCUAUCCGCACGCACCGCCACUGCUUAGCAGGCUCCCGGCAGAACGGAGCGAGGGCCGCGUGUGCUGGGACAGUGUGUCUCCUGGCCAGCUGAGGUCGGCUUUGGGGCUGGCAAUUCCCAACCCCCUGCCCUUUGCAGCCCCCCAGGUGGCAGGGGACACGGGGAGGUUCGGCUUGUGUUCGUGCCCAUCCUUCCCUUAGUUCAUACCCGCUGGGCACAGCCCAGCCCCUGGCACAUCCGGCCGCCGUCCUGACUGCCACGUGACACGCAGGAGAGCAGAGGUUUGUUGUUAACGUAGCCACAAUAUAUAAACUUGCUUCUUUGUUAA
This is a messenger RNA of Malaclemys terrapin pileata, 3548 nucleotides long. It is a transcript of the gene CAVIN1, whose product is annotated as caveolae associated protein 1. Gene Ontology annotation, biological process: termination of RNA polymerase I transcription; transcription initiation at RNA polymerase I promoter. Bases 191 to 1267 code for a protein of 358 amino acids. Lineage: Eukaryota; Metazoa; Chordata; Testudines; Emydidae. The transcript has 2 exons. The record is from RefSeq and is a predicted model, not a curated record. Gene Ontology annotation, molecular function: rRNA primary transcript binding. Gene Ontology annotation, cellular component: cytoplasm; caveola.